UUGUCUGCAGCUGCCUGCAGCCGCUCUGAGCCCUUCAACACAGCUGAGAGGCACAGCAACCAUGAGCACACCCAUAAAGAAAUCCUUGGAGAACAGGCUCCAGCAGCUAAAAUGCCAUUUCACCUGGAACUUGAUAGCGGGAGAUGAGUCCUUGGAUGAGUUUGAGGACAGGGUGUUUAACAAGGAUGAGUUUCAGAACAGUGAGUGUAAAGCCACGAUGUGCAACAUCCUGGCCUAUGUCAAGCACCUCAGAGGCCAAAACGAGGCAGCACUGAAGUGUUUAGAGGAUGCUGAAUGUUUCAUCCGGCAACAGCAUCCUGACCAAGUAGAAAUCAGAAGUCUGGUCACCUGGGGAAACUAUGCUUGGGUUUACUAUCACAUGGGCCAACUCUCAAAAGCACAGGCUUACCUUGACAAGGUGAGAGGGGUCUGUGAGAAGUUUUCCAGUCCCUACAGGAUCGAGAGUCCUGAGCUUGACUGUGAGGAAGGGUGGGCCCGAUUAAAGUGCACCCAGAACCAAAAUGAGAGAGUGAAGGUGUGUUUUGAGAAGGCUCUGGAAAAGAAGCCAGAGAACCCAGAAUUCACCUCUGGAUGGGCCAUGGCAAGCUACCGUCUGGACUACUGGCCAGCACAGCAGGACUCUAUUGGUUCCUUGAAACAAGCUAUUAGAUUGUCUCCUGACAACUCUUAUCUUAAGGUCCUCUUGGCACUGAAGCUUGAGAGAAUGCAUGAAAACCAAGCAUGGGAACUAGUUGAAGAAGCCGUAAGGAAAGCCCCAAGUGCGACAGAUGUGCUGCUCAGUGCAGCCAAGCUUUAUUACAAGACACAUGAUGUGGACAGAGCCAUACAGCUGCUUACAAAAGCUUUAGAACGCCUGCCAAACAAUGCCUAUGUGCAUUACCAUAUUGGGUGCUGCUAUAGGUCAAAAGUCCUAGAAAUAGCUUACACAAAGGAAGCUGAAUUGAAUGGGAAUCAAGAGAAGUUACAGGAACUAACACAGCUGGCAAUUAAGCACUUAAAGAAAGCAGAUGAGACUAAGGGAAUGCUGAAACGUUCCUGUAGCUACCUUGCUGGACUUUAUGCCAUAGCUAACCAGUAUGAAAAAGCUGAAUAUUACUUCCAGAAAGAAUUUAAGAAGGAGCUCAGUCCAGGCCUUAAACAGUUUCUCCACUUAGACUAUGGCAAUUUCCAGUUGUUUCAAAUGAAGUGUGAAGACAAGGCCAUCCAUCAUUUUAUGGAGGGUGUGAAAAUAAGGCCGGAGACGAAGUCUAAAGAAAAAAUGAAAAGCAAACUUCAACAAAUUGCCCAAAGGCGACUUAGAAAAAAUAAAUUUGAUUCUGAGGCCUUGCACAUCUUGGGGUUUCUUGGGGAAUUGAGUGAAGAAGGCCAGCAAGCUGUUAAGGACUCUGAGGAGAAGGCUGCUCCUUCAGCAUCUUUGCAUGAGGAAGGCAAUGGAUAGGGGUGACACGGUGCCCACAGUACUACUGGUAUAAUGAAACUGAACCCUUACCAAGUCCAUUCAAAGUAUUUAACAGCUUCAUGGACUGAGCACGGACUGGCACCCUGCUCUCAAAUGUUAGCAUCUGAAUUGCUGGAUCUGAAAGAUCUCCUAGAGAGGACCAGCUGUAGGCAUAGAUACAAGAACCUGGCAAACAGCGUAGAUCUCUUUCUAUUUCUUAGAAACAGUUCCCAUGGUAGCAACUCUUUAAUCACCCUCUUUGGUUGCUUCUCUUGGGUUUGUUUCUGGAAUUAUUCAAAGCAGCCAAAUUCCUCACAUGGGUGAGUUUUCCAUCCUUGAGUUAUUUUAGCAAUUGCACAGCCUUGUUCUACAUAGAUAACAGUGCCCAUCAAAAAACUCAGGAGCCAGGGGCAGUUGCUCAAGACAAUAAUUCCAGCACUUGGGAGCGGAGACAGGAGGAUUACUAUGAGUUGGAAGUUAGUCUGAGCAUGACCUGAAAUGGGUGGUGGAGGGUGGUGAGAAUUAUACAUGUCAAUAUUUAAUGAUUUUGUACAUUAUCUUGUUAGUUUGGAUUGUAUAUACCUAUAUAGCCACUAUUAGCACACAUUUCUAAAGCACGGAAGGUAGGGAUUUUGUUUUACUGUAUAAUUUCAAAGCUUACAAAAUAGUGCUCAAUAUUAGUUGAGCUCAAAAUAGAAACUGAAUGGUGAGUUUCAGGUCUAAAAACAAACAAGAAACAACAAAAGCUGAUGGACAAAAUCCUUCCUCCAAUUUACCAGCCAGUCAUCAAUUUACAGUGUCCCAUAAUCGUGAGUUUAUUUUCAACAUUAGCUCAGAUGGCAACAUAAUUGGAGAACUGAGAACAGAGAAAGUAAGAAGGGCCGUAUCUGUGCAAACCAAUAGAGUCAGACGAUUACAUUGUCAGACUUGAGGGAGGCACAAGGGGAGACUUCUUCCCGACUCUGCUUUCUCUAUGAGUGUGGCGCUGCAUGAAAAUAAGGGGGGGGGGAGGAAUUCUGUCUACCAUCGUGACAAUUGAAAUAAAUAUUUAUUUCAAACUUGAGUGGAAACUCCAGUGGAGAUGAAGAGAAUGUUGAUUCAUCCUUGAUGAUUAUAAAGCCAUGAAGAAACAGUUUAUAGUCACUAUUAGGAAGAUGUCCCUGUCAUGUGAAUACUUCCCUUAUUCAGCAGUGCUAUAAUGAACCUGCAUUAGAGAUGCUAGGAAGGACACUGGGUGGGAGAAUAACUUGGUAACUGAGGCCUGGUGGUAGGAAGUGGCAUGGGUACUAGAGGGAGAAUUCUUUCUUCCAUUAGAAAUGUUGCAUACCAAGGAAUAUAAAAACUUCUUUGCGCUCUGAAAAAUACUCAGGAACAUCACGAAACUGAUGACUGGCAUUUCCUCGGUAGAUCUGGAAUGGCCUAAACCUCAAGGUUGAUGUGCAGCAGCAGAGAGGCGAUUGGCCCAACAUGAGGCUGACAACCACCUCUGGGGUAGAAAAUGUUUCUCCAUCAGCGUUAGUUUUCUUCUAAGUAUAUAUGAACAUUUUAUCAGCAAUUAGAAUAUAUUAGAUUAAUAGGUUCUUAAAACUGGACAUUCUGACAGCUGUAACAAUGUUCCCUGUUAUUUUAAAUAUUAAAGGGUUUUGUAUGUGCUUAAGUCCAUCAGUAGACAGCAUUUGAAUUUCUGGAAAAAUAAUAAAUUUAAUGAAUAACACAUGAUA
Molecule: messenger RNA, 3180 nt
Organism: Arvicola amphibius (Eurasian water vole)
Lineage: Eukaryota; Metazoa; Chordata; Mammalia; Rodentia; Cricetidae
Product: interferon-induced protein with tetratricopeptide repeats 2-like
Biological process (GO): defense response to virus
Cellular component (GO): cytosol
Molecular function (GO): protein binding
Source: RefSeq, a predicted model, not a curated record